AAAAGAUAAAAAUUAUGAGUGCAGAUCAUUUAGAAAGAAUUAAACAGAGAGAUGGAAAGAGAGCAAUACAUCCCAUUAUUUGAAACAAAAGAAGCUAAGGCAUGGCUCUUUUACAGGCUCUUCUCUGUAACUGUGUUUCUUGCUGUAUGCUUCAUAUGGGUUUACAGAAUCACUAACUUACCAAAAAAUGGAGAAGAUGGCAGAUGGGUUUGGAUUGGACUGCUUGCAGCUGAGUUAUGGUUCGGUCUUUACUGGCUCAUCACUCAAGCUCUCAGGUGGAACCCAGUCUUCAGGUCCACCUUCAAGGACAGGCUCUCUUGGAGGUACCAGGAUGAGUUGCCUGGAGUAGAUAUAUUUGUAUGCACAGCAAAUUUCAAGAUAGAGCCGCCGAUAAUGGUGGUGAAUACGGUGUUAUCUGUUUUGGCUUAUGAUUAUUCACCGGAAAAACUUAGUGUGUAUCUGUCGGACGAUGGUGGAUCAGAUCUUACGUUUUAUGCUCUCUUGGAGGGUUCCGAGUUUGCCAGACAUUGGAUACCAUAUUGUAAGAAGUUCAAGGUGGAACCAAGGUCUCCUGCUGCUUAUUUUGCUGAUUCCAAAUCUUGUAUGGAUCUUUCUCAUCGUAUUGAGGCGUCCGUAGCUAUUAAGAAAUUAUAUGAAGAAAUGAAAGAGCGAAUUGAAAGUGCAACCAAGCUAGGUCGAAUCCCUGAAGAACAACGCUCCAAACAUGAAGGAUUUUCACAGUGGGAUUCAUACUCUUCACGGCUAGACCAUGACACUAUCCUUCAAAUUCUGAUAGAUGGGAAAGAUCCAAAUGCCAAAGACAUUGAUGGGUGUGGUUUGCCUACUUUGGUAUACCUUGCUAGAGAGAAGAGACCCCAACAUCCACACCAUUUCAAAGCUGGAGCUAUGAAUGCCUUGAUUAGAGUGUCAUCAAAGAUCAGCAAUGGACCGAUUAUUCUCAAUCUUGACUGUGAUAUGUACUCAAACAAUUCAUUAGCCGUUCACGAUGCACUUUGCUUCUUCUUGGAUGAAGAGAAAAGCCAUGAAGUUGCUUUUGCACAAUACCCACAACACUUCGAAAAUAUUACCAAGAAUGAUGUAUACAGCAACUCUUUACGAGUGGUUUUCAAUGUGGAAUUCCAUGGUUUGGAUGGUUUUGGAGGCCCUACAUAUGGUGGAACUGGCUGCUUUCAGAGGAGAGAUGUUCUGUGUGGAAGGAAAUUCACUAAAGAUAGCAAAUUUGAAUGGAAGGAAGAUGACGAUCAUAAGAGACUAAGGAGCAUACUGGAAUUAGAACAAGAAACAAAGUCUCUCGCAAGCUGUACUUACGAGCAAAACACUCAAUGGGGCAAAGAGAUGGGUCUGAGAUACGGGUGUCUGCUCGAAGACGUGAUUACUGGGUUGUCAAUCCAUUGCAGAGGAUGGAAAUCAGUGUAUAUCAAUCCAGAAAGGAAGGCAUUCACCGGUCUGGCACCAACUACCUUGUCUCAGACAUUGGUGCAGCACAAGAGAUGGGCAGAAGGUGCUUUCCAGAUUUUGUUUAGCAAUUAUAGCCCUUUAUCGUAUGCCCGUGGAAAGAUUAGCUUUGGCCUGCAGCUAGGUUAUUGCUACUAUUGUUUCUGGUGUCCAUCCAGCAUUCCAGUACUCUGUUAUUGUAUAUUCCCUUCGCUUUAUCUCCUUAAAGGCAUAUCCUUGUUCCCACAGAUCUCGAGCCCAUGGUUCCUACCUUUUGCUUAUGUAAUAUCUACUCGAUACAUUUAUAGCCUAGCUGAAUUCCUAUGGUCUGGUGGCACAAUCCUUGGCUGGUGGUGUGAACAAAGAAUGUGGUUAUAUAAAAGAACAAGCUCCUUCUUCUUUGGAUUCAUUGACACCAUUUUGAAGAUGCUAGGAUUCACUGAAUCAACAUUUGUAGUCACUGCAAAAUUUACCGAUGAAGAUGUAUUAAAAAGGUACGAGAAAGAGAUGAUGGAAUUUGGAGAUUCCUCUCCAAUGUUCGCCAUCUUAGCAACACUUGCAAUGCUCAAUCUCUUCUGCUUUAUUGGAGUUGUGAAUAAAGUGAUCAUGAAUGGCGAUGUUUUUAGUCUUUACAAGACUAUGCCUUUGCAAACUCUUCUCUGCAUUGCUUUGGUUCUCAUCAACUUGCCUCUGUAUCAGGGCCUUUUCCUGAGGAAUGACAACGGCAAGUUGCCAAGUUCUCUAGCUUUCAAAUCAUUUGUUGUAGCUCUUCUUGCUUCCUCUAGCUUCACUCUCCUAUAUUGAUUCUCUUCCUUGUGGCUAUUUACAAGUUCUGUAAUUUACUGAUAUUUAAUGUUUUCUAUUUUCUAUUUCUUGAGACAGUAAAAAAUUAAGUUGAGAUUAUGCAAAUAUAUAGUUUCUAGUUCUA
This is a messenger RNA of Manihot esculenta (cassava), 2383 nucleotides long. Its product is annotated as cellulose synthase-like protein E1. The record is from RefSeq and is a predicted model, not a curated record. Gene Ontology annotation, biological process: cellulose biosynthetic process; plant-type primary cell wall biogenesis. The transcript has 7 exons. Gene Ontology annotation, cellular component: plasma membrane; trans-Golgi network. The coding region runs from base 52 to 2259 and encodes 735 amino acids. NCBI's taxonomy places the organism in Eukaryota, Viridiplantae, Streptophyta, Magnoliopsida, Malpighiales, Euphorbiaceae. Gene Ontology annotation, molecular function: mannan synthase activity; cellulose synthase (UDP-forming) activity.